AUGGCCGGAGUCGCCUCUUCGUCCAACCAGACCUUUCAAUCUGCGGCGACCUCGGACCGUCGGAAGUCGUCGCCGAAGUUCCGAAGCUUCCAUCGUCCAAUUUGCCCUUCCAUGGCUUCCCAGGAGGCGGCUGCCCAGUCGGAGAAGACCUGCGACAAGUCGCAGUCCUGGCCCCUGGGUCGGGCGCAGAUCAUUGACUGGAAGUCGGGACGUUCCGUGCUGGCAGGACAAGAGGACCUGCCUUUGCGGAACGCUCUUCCCUCAGUUUGCUUGGAGCACUGGCAGCAGGGAUGGCCGCACGUCCAGCUGCAGGAUGCGCCUGGAUCCGGAUGCUUCAUCUGCGACAGGUCUGCGCCAAGCACGCAGCCCAUGGCAGAGAAGUCGUCCACCUUCCCGGCCCGGAAUGCACGAUCUGCUCCAGGCCCUAAACCCUUUAAACCCGAAACCCUACACCCUGAACCUGCAGCAGGUCCUACUCGGACAGGGCGCUACCUUCGCAUCCAAAGGCCAGCCCGUAUAUCGCGACUGUGCAAAAGUGGAUUUGGGAUUAGAGUAACCUUGACACUCUGA
This is a messenger RNA of Symbiodinium necroappetens, 570 nucleotides long. Lineage: Eukaryota; Dinophyceae; Suessiales; Symbiodiniaceae. The record is from the annotation of a GenBank genome assembly.